AUGAUUGGUUACGAGACUGAAAGAAGACUAAAGAACUUCUUAGUUGCCGUUGGUGAUGGAGAGCUCAUCCUUGAAAGAGCAAGACAGAGACUAUGUGAAAUUAGAGACUUCGCACCAGAAUCUGCAUUCCAAAGAAUUGACAGAGAUGGAAACAUUUAUAUCUCUAGCUACGAACUCCUAGCCUUCCUCCGUGACAAUAAUGUGUUCAACAUUAGCGAUUCAGAGUGCUAUAGACUAGUUAAGUUCUUUGACUCAGACGAAGAUGGCAGACUAUCUCUAACCGAUUUCAGUCAAAUGAUCCUUCCUUGUGAAGACAACCUUCUCAGAAGAAUCACACAGGAGAGACCAUCUUUCAGAGUUAGCAGAUAUGACUAUCUUCCUAGAGACAUCGAGCAAGCCCUAACUGAGCUCAUCGAAAGAGAGCUUGAUCUUCAUAGAAGACAAGAAAUCUUGAAGGGAGAUCUUGAAGUUAGAUAUGACUACUCAUCUUAUGCAGCAUUUAGAGCUAUUGAUAAAUACAAUGAGGGAAAUAUUAACACAUUUAAUCUCUCUGCAUUCUUGAAAAACAAUGGUCACUACGCUUCAGAAAAAGAGCUUCUAGCUAUUAUUAGAAGAAUCGACACUGACGGAGAUGCAAAGCUAUCCUAUUCAGAGUUCGCAGAUUUCAUUAGAAGCUCGGAGACAAGACCACUCAUUGAAGAUCUAAAGAGAACUUACUCAGCAGAAAGAACCGCAGCAAGAAACUUGAACUCAUCUACUAUGGGAUCACCAUUGAAAAACCAAUCAUCAUACUAAUCACCAGCUAGAUCACACUCAGCCUAUGGAAGAAGAACCGUUUAAAUUAGCACUCCACUGAGAGAUUCUAGCUCCCCUUUCAGAGAAUCAAGAGCAAGUCCAUUGAAAGAGUCUCUUGCAUCCUCAACUCUUAGAGCAACCUCCCCAAUCAGAAAAUAACCACUCUUAAGACUUGAGGAUGAAGAUGAACUCGUAAGAGCACUAAGGGAAUAAAUCUCACUUGAAAAGGAGCUUGAGAAUGCCAAGAUAUCCCUUGCCUAGAGAUCUGACUUCAAUCUCUAUGAUGCUUUCAGAAUCUUUGACAUUGACGCAAGAGGUUACAUUACAUACACUGACAUUAAGCAAGGUCUCAAUGAUAUCGGAAUAUUCCCAUCAGUUGAGGAACUUGAAUUGUACAUUAAAAGAUGGGAUAAGAACAACGACCACAGACUUAGAUUCUCAGAAUUCUCUGACUCAUUCAUUCCAAUCGAUCACUAUUAUGCCAACCUACUCAAUAGAAGAACAUCCAACGAUGCAAGGGGCAGACUCUAUUAGAGAGACGACUGCUUCCUUUCAGAAACCAAGAUUGAGUUUAGAAACGUGUGGAGAACUCACUUCAAGAUCGAAUCAUAUUCUGAAUCUUUAAGAUAAAGACUAUAUAAGAGACCAGGAUUCAAUCUCUACGAAGCUUUCAUUAGCUGCGAUCUAAAUGAUGAUGGUACAGUAAGUAGAGAAGAACUAAGAAGGCUCAUUGAAUCAAGAGGAUUCUAUGUUAGUGAUAAAGAAGUCAACCAACUCAUUGAAAAGAUAGACAAAGAUAGAGAUGGAAAAAUCUCCUAUGCUGAGUUCAGAGAAGAGUUCCAACCAAGAAGCCCAGUCAGGUUUUGA
Messenger RNA from Stylonychia lemnae, 1662 nucleotides. NCBI's taxonomy places the organism in Eukaryota, Ciliophora, Spirotrichea, Sporadotrichida, Oxytrichidae. The record is from the annotation of a GenBank genome assembly.